Messenger RNA from Ramularia collo-cygni, 1506 nucleotides. Its product is annotated as related to sugar transport protein STP1. Gene Ontology annotation, biological process: transmembrane transport; carbohydrate transport. Gene Ontology annotation, molecular function: carbohydrate:proton symporter activity. Bases 1 to 1506 code for a protein of 501 amino acids. Lineage: Eukaryota; Fungi; Ascomycota; Dothideomycetes; Mycosphaerellales; Mycosphaerellaceae. The record is from RefSeq and is a predicted model, not a curated record. The transcript has 6 exons. Gene Ontology annotation, cellular component: membrane.
AUGGCCCUUCCACCGAAGUGGUAUCAGUUCCUCGUCUCGGUGUUCGCCUCUCUAGGCUCUCUUCUCUAUGGCUACGAUCUUGGCGUCAUCGCAGGCGCUGUAGCGUCUGAGAACUUCGUGUCGACUUUCAAACCCACGAAUGCUGAAGUCGGUGCUGUGGUAUCGGUCUUUACGGGUGGAGCAUUCUUGGGGGCACUCUUUGCUGGUCCAACCGGUGACACUCUUGGAAGGAAGAAGACGAUCUUGCUAGGAGCUCUGGUAUUCAUCCUAGGAGGUGCACUGCAGACUGGUGCUAGAGGACUGAGCUAUCUCUACGCUGGAAGGGCCAUCGCUGGCAUUGGCGUUGGCUUCCUGGUUAUGAUAGUUCCACUCUAUCAAGCCGAACUAGCACAUCCAGAUAUCCGAGGGAGAGUUACUGCUUUACAACAGUUCAUGCUGGGUGUUGGAGCUCUGAUCGCGAGCUGGGUGAGCUAUGCCACAUACACUUAUAUUCCUGCCGACAGCAGCAAUCAGUGGCGGGUAUCCCUUGGGAUUCAGAUCAUCCCUGCGGGCUUCCUCGCUCUGCUCAUCAUGUUCUUUCCCGAGUCUCCUCGCUGGCUCAUCGAUCACGGCUACCCAGAUCUCGGUCUCAAGACUCUCGCACGGCUACAUGCGCAUGGGGAUACAUCCGAUCCCUGGGUUCUGGCCGAGCACUCUCAGAUCCAAGAGACCCUCACCACCGAACACGAGACGGCCGCGAAAUCCUACGCCGAGCUUUUCCGCUCCCGCUCCUCCUUCCGCCGUCUCUUCCUCGCCUGCUCUAUCCAAGCUUCCGUGCAGAUGACGGGCGUCUCGGCCAUUCAAUACUACAGCCCGGAAAUCUUCGCGCAGAUCGGCAUACCCGGCAGUGAUUCUCUUAAGUAUCAAGGCAUUUCCUCAAUCAUUGCCAUCAUUGCCCAGGCGCUGUGCAUCCUACUGAUCGACCACAUCGGACGACGCUGGGCCAUGAUUGGAGGUAAUCUAGGCAACUGUGUGACUUUUAUCAUUGCAACGAUCUUGCUGGCCAAAUUUCCACCAGGCGCCACAGAUAACAAUGCCGCGAGUUGGGGGUUCAUUGUGAUAACUUGGGUGUACAAUUUCUCCUUCUCGGCAACUUGUGGGCCGCUGUCAUGGAUCGUGCCGGCCGAGAUAUUCGACACGAGAACAAGAAGCAAGGGUGUGAGCAUUGCUACUAUGACGAGCUUCGCGUUCAACACAAUGAUCGGCCAAGUUACUCCCAUUGCGAUCGAGAAGAUUGGUUACAGGUUUUACAUUGUCUUCGUGGUUUGUAACUUUACGAACGCGCUGUUCUUCUGGGCCAUUCAACCCGAGACUAAGAAGCGUCCACUCGAGGAGAUGAACUACCUCUUCACCAACGCGCCCUUAUUCAUACCAACGAUGAACAUGCGGGACUUUGAGAUUCGCGAUCUUGAGCAUCGUGUUGCAGAAGUCGAGAGGAAGGAAUUCGCAAUGCGUCAUGUUGAAUAA